AUUCGAUGGUUUUGGUGGCGGCAGAGUAUCUUUUGUUUGUAGGCGCCAGAUUCACCAGAACCGAACCGAAUCAACCGGCUGUUGAACUAGACUUAAAACUCUAGUACCGAUUUUAAGCACACAUUUGCGUCCUCUUGCAGAAGCUUGAGACACCGCAUAGAACUCGCGACCCUCUUCUAAGAACAGGCCUGAGACCACCGGGAAACGACCAAGUAUAUAGGACCACCGGUGACAGGAACGUCACCCAAGCAGAUAAAAAAAAAAUAUGGCGGCAUCAAUGGGAAAAAAACAAAACAAGAAAAAAAUGGAAGAGGUAGAUGAGGAAGAGGAGGAAUAUGUAGUUGAAAAAGUUUUAGACAGACGAGUGGUGAAAGGGAAAGUGGAAUAUCUGCUGAAAUGGAAAGGAUUCUCUGAUGAGGAUAAUACUUGGGAGCCAGAGGAGAAUUUGGACUGUCCUGAUUUGAUUGCAGAGUUCCUACAGUCCCAGAAGUCUGCACACGAAGCAGAGGGUAGCAAGCGCAAAGCAGAUUCAGACAGUGAGGUUGGGGACGAGAACAAGCCCAAGAAAAAGAAAGAUGAGGCAGAUAAACCAAGAGGUUUUUCUCGGGGAUUUGAGCCAGAAAGAAUUAUUGGAGCUACAGAUUCCAGUGGGGAGUUAAUGUUCUUGAUGAAGUGGAAAAACUCGGAUGAAGCAGAUCUUGUCCCAGCAAAGGAAGCAAAUGUGAAGUGUCCUCAGGUUGUGAUAUCCUUCUAUGAGGAACGGCUGACGUGGCAUUCAUACCCCUCAGAAGAUGAUGAGAAGAAAGAUGAAAAGAACUAAAUGCAGUUUGUACCAUCCUCAUGGUGGGUGACAUUUCCAAGCCGGCACUUCCACUACACAGUAGGGAGGGAGGCACAUGCAGGAUUCAUUGUCUGCCCUGCAGCCUGCGUCUGUACAUCAUACGUAGCUGUUUUUUAGGAGUGUCGGUGAGCAGAAUGCAGGAGACACUGCACCCUACAAGCUUUCCUCCUUCCCAAUAGUGUUACAGACUUUCUACAUUUUUACCAAGUAGCAUGUAAUGUUUGGCUAUUAGUUAUGUCUGUUGAAAGCUUUGAGGUCAUAGGGGGAGGGAAGGGUUGAGAAUUUUAUUUUUUAACCUUGCAACAAAAAAAGGGGGGGGAGAGAUUAUAAACCCUACUACUCUACAGGGAUCUUACAGACUAUAUACCUGUCAACCUAGACUCGGGUCCAGAAGAAUAAUGGAUGGAGUGGCUAUACAUUGUAUGCACAUACAAGGAUGAUGGACAGCUAUGUAUAUGGGAAGGGUUCCAUAGAUUUUAAAUGUGUGUUUGGGGGAGGAAGGCGCAAAGGGGAUUUAUUACAUAAAUGACAAAAAAGGUUAUGGGUUUCUGUAUCACUGGACACAGGAACUCGGUACUACUUAGAUUUUAUAACCCAUCUCAUUUAAGAUCCCUUUGUAAUUGUUUUUAAAAUAAAUUUUAAAAAAUCAAGGUUUUGGUCCUCACACUAGAACCACUGUAAAAACUGUCUGAUUUUGUAUAUUUUUUUUUAAAGCAUGUGCUCUGGGUUUAUGUGAAAAAUCUGUUUAAUGUCCAAGUAAAAUUUAGGAAGCAUUUUGUCAGUAUGUUGUCCUAUUAAAACUUUUAGAUUUAUAA
Bombina bombina (fire-bellied toad) is the source of this 1656-nucleotide messenger RNA. RefSeq names its product chromobox 1 (gene CBX1). Gene Ontology annotation, cellular component: nucleus; pericentric heterochromatin. Gene Ontology annotation, biological process: chromatin organization; negative regulation of transcription by RNA polymerase II. The coding region runs from base 266 to 820 and encodes 184 amino acids. NCBI's taxonomy places the organism in Eukaryota, Metazoa, Chordata, Amphibia, Anura, Bombinatoridae. Gene Ontology annotation, molecular function: chromatin binding. The transcript is spliced from 5 exons. The record is from RefSeq and is a predicted model, not a curated record.